AACCCGUUCGCUCGGUAGGGGAGACUUUGUUUGUUGCCGCGGCCCUCAUCCAGUGUUUUCCACGGUAAAGAAGACGGAUCGGAUUUUCAGUACCAACUAGAAAGUCCAGUUCGACCGACCGAGAUGUCACAGGAGCAUGACAAUAAGCGUGCGGUCCUGGUUCUCCAGAACGACCCGGGUUAUGGCGGCCAGCGUCGCUCCUUCACCACAGAAGACGAAGCCUGGAAAUCAUUUCUGGAGAACCCGCUGACAGCCGCCACCAAGGCCAUGAUGAGCAUUAAUGGAGACGAGGACAGCGCUGCUGCUCUCGGCCUGCUCUACGACUACUAUAAGGUGCCCAGGGACAAGAGAACAAUACCCCAGAGCAAGCCAGAAGUACUGGUCUCUGAUGUGGAUCCCAACAAAAGGCACCAGAUCCAGGCUGGACACCACAUAGCUCCACUCCAGGAAGCUGGUAUGGAGAGCAGGAUCCAGGUCGUGAAAGGGCCCUUCAAUAUUCUUCAGCUGGCCCAGGACAAGAGGUCUCAGUUCCCUUCACCAGACACGACCGUCACAGUUUCCAUUGCUGCCGUGCCAAACUACCCGCCCGUCAAGACAGAGGUGCCCACCCACGGCUUCUCAGUGACCGUGCCAAACAACUGCACCGAAACCGACGGCCAUGUGGGCGUCUUUGACCGCCAGCUCACCCACAACACGGUCCAGUUCAGCCCCAGCACUCAGGCCCGCACUCCCCCCGACUCCACCUUCUCCGAGAGUUUCAAGGAUGGUUCCCAGGAGGUGUUUUCCUUCCCAGGAGAUCUCCAGUUACGUAUGGCCUCCAUGACGCCCGAGGAGUACCCUCAAUUUAACACCAUGCCGGGGAAUAAUUUCGAGUAUACUCUGGAGGCAUCCAAGUCUCUGCGUCAGAAGACAGGUGACGGGACGAUGACGUACCUCAACAAGGGCCAGUUUUACCCGAUCACCCUCAGGGAGAUUGACAACAAAGGCAUGCACCAACCCAUCACCAAAGUCAGGAGUGUAGUGAUGGUGGUGUUCGGAGAGGAGAAGUGCAGAGAUGAUCAGCUGAAACACUGGAAGUACUGGCACUCCAGACAGCACACAGCCAAACAGAGGUGUCUCGACAUCGCUGAUUACAAGGAGAGCUUCAACACCAUCGGCAACAUCGAGGAGAUUUCCUACAAUGCCAUUUCCUUCACCUGGGACACCAAUGAGGAGGCCAAAAUCUUCAUCUCUGUCAACUGUCUGAGCACAGACUUCUCCUCUCAGAAGGGGGUGAAGGGUCUUCCUCUGAACCUGCAGAUCGACACGUACAGCUACAACAACCGCAGCAACAAGCCCAUCCACCGUGCCUACUGCCAGAUCAAGGUCUUCUGCGACAAGGGAGCAGAGAGGAAGAUCCGAGAUGAGGAGAGGAAGCAGUCCCGCAGGAAAGGGAAGGUGGCCGACCUCAGCACCAGCCUGAGCUUUGUGGAUGUCAAAGUUCCCAUCCUCCAGAAACGCAAUGAUGUGACCAUCUUCAAGAUGAUGACCGACCUCGAGACGCAGCCUGUGCUUUUCAUUCCUGACAUUCACUUCUCUACCUUCCAGCGCCAUCCUUUCUCAGCAGAAGAUGGAGAGGACAGCACUGCAGGCAUGAAGAGAUUACCCUUCAGUGAUGACGAGUUUGGUUCCCCCCCAAACAAGAUGGCGAGAGUGGAGGAACCAAAGAAAGUCCUGCUGUACGUGCGCAAGGAAACAGAGGAGGUGUUUGAUGCCCUCAUGCUGAAGAAUCCCACGCUGAAAGGCCUGAUGGAAGCUAUUUCAGAGAAGUAUGAGUUACCUUUGGAUAAGCUUGGAAAUGUGUAUAAGAAGUGCAAGAAAGGCAUUCUGGUCCACAUGGACGACAACAUCAUCAAACACUACUCCAAUGAAGACACCUUCCAGAUCACCAUGGAGGAGUUGGGUGGGAUGUACAAACUCACCCUCACUGAAAUCUGAUUGGACUAGAGGAGGUGACAUCAUCCUGGACAGAGGGGUGGUGGAGAAAUGGAGCCAUCAGGAAUAGUGGUUUACACGUCUAGCCAUGCAGUGAUUAUGGACUUGAUCUGACAUUGAAAUCAUGUUGUCUGUGUGCUGUAUUAGUGUCAAACAGAUUUUAAAACACAAAGUCCCAAAAGAGGUAUUUAAAAACCCAGAGCUCUUAAUAGACAGCAAUGUUGAUUAGAGAUGUAAGUUAUACAUUUUGCUUAAUUUCAAAAUGUUUUUUUUUUUUU
Seriola dumerili (greater amberjack) is the source of this 2252-nucleotide messenger RNA. RefSeq names its product grainyhead like transcription factor 1 (gene grhl1). Bases 124 to 1977 code for a protein of 617 amino acids. Gene Ontology annotation, cellular component: nucleus. Gene Ontology annotation, molecular function: DNA-binding transcription activator activity, RNA polymerase II-specific; RNA polymerase II cis-regulatory region sequence-specific DNA binding. Lineage: Eukaryota; Metazoa; Chordata; Actinopteri; Carangiformes; Carangidae. The record is from RefSeq and is a predicted model, not a curated record. Gene Ontology annotation, biological process: regulation of transcription by RNA polymerase II. The transcript is spliced from 16 exons.